Messenger RNA from Trematosphaeria pertusa, 789 nucleotides. RefSeq lists its product as uncharacterized. The record is from RefSeq and is a predicted model, not a curated record. The coding region runs from base 1 to 603 and encodes 200 amino acids. The transcript is spliced from 2 exons. NCBI's taxonomy places the organism in Eukaryota, Fungi, Ascomycota, Dothideomycetes, Pleosporales, Trematosphaeriaceae.
AUGUCACAGCAUCACAGCUUUCACUCAAGCCCCAAACACUCCACAUUCCCUCGCCUGUCGUCCUCCACCACGCAUAUCCCACGCUCCACCACUACCCUCACCGUCCCCUCCUCAAACUCCAUUUCCAACCAAAAACACUUCACAAUGGGCAACUGUCUCGCGUCCCUCUGCCCGCGCGUCGAAAUCUCCAAAGACCCCGCCACCCGCAAAGUCAGCGUCAAGCUGCAGCAGCACGGCGACGAGAAAUCGCCCGCGACCGCUAAAGUACUACCGACUCCGGAGCGCAUCGGGGACCGCACGCUAGGCGACCCGGAGGAGCGACCAGGUUCUGCAAGGAAGACGGAUGCGGCGAACGCAGAAGAUGCGGCUGUCGCAGAGAAUGGGAAUGUGACUAGGAGUGGGGAGGUUGAGAGACCGCCAGUGAACUGGAGGGAGGCUGCUGCUAGGGCUGCGGAGGCAAGGGCCGAGGCGCGCGAACAGCAGGCAGGUUCGAUGGGCGCGGGGCUGGGUGGACGAGAGCGCAUGACGCUGCAGCAGAUGCUGCAGCAGACGAGGCGUGAGGAGCGGAGGGGCCGCGAGUCGGAGGUUAGAACGGGUGUUUGAACAAUAAUUCGCAAGAGGUGGGGGAGCAGGAGGGAGCAGGAGGUGGAGGUGAACGAGACCCCCCUUCUGCGACAUGAUCAGUUAGCUCUACAUUACUGUGAUGCUUUCUUUUCUGUAGAAAUGAGCGCGGCUCUGUGAUGAAGCGGGCGGUUGAAGGAACGUUACGAAGGACGCAUGAGAAGGGCU